Monosiga brevicollis MX1 is the source of this 1215-nucleotide messenger RNA. RefSeq lists its product as uncharacterized. The record is from RefSeq and is a predicted model, not a curated record. Gene Ontology annotation, biological process: protein import into peroxisome membrane. Gene Ontology annotation, cellular component: peroxisomal membrane; peroxisome. The coding region runs from base 1 to 1215 and encodes 404 amino acids. NCBI's taxonomy places the organism in Eukaryota, Choanoflagellata, Craspedida, Salpingoecidae. The transcript has 7 exons.
AUGGGGCGGGCGCAUGUCAAGUUCACGGCCACUCUGGGGGUCCAUCAGGUGGUCCUCGAGGUCAUCGGGCAUCCGAUGACCAUUCUCCAACAGCUGGGUCAAAAUUUGAGCUACAUGUACAAGCACAUCGGCCCCGCCUCGCAUUUGGAACUGGUUCGAUCCAAUAAGCAAGCCCCAGCACGUGGUCAAUCACCAUCGACAAUGAGCCAAGGUGACGAUGACUUUAACGACUUGCUGUCCGAUGUCCUUGAGGACUAUUCGCGACGUGAGGAGGCAGCACGAUCUGAAAAGCAAGAGCAAGCGCACACUGCCGCCUCCGACUCGACAGGCGCCUCGUCUUCGGCUGGUAGCGCCGGUGCACCCAAGGGGGAUCUUGAUGCCUUGGCGGAUCAGUUAGCCGAUGACUUCCUUCGAGACCUGCAGGUCAUGGGUGAUGGCGAGGCUGAUGUGGAGACAAUGGUGCAGCGCCUCAUGACCUCACUCGGCCAGAUCAACCCCGACAUCGAUUCCUCAGCACCGGUACCCGAGAAGUCAGCCUCAUCUCCGAACACACCCGCUACACGGUCGGCCCCGUCCAACGCACCGAGGGCAGCUUCAGAGCCAGCUGCGUCGGCAAGACCUGGUCCUGAAGCGCAAGAACCCGAUUCGUUUGCCAGCUUGCUUCAGGAUUUGAACGCAGCGAGCUCGGCCGAUCAGCCAGACUUGGGGGAGUUGGAUCACCUUGUGCAGUCCCUCCUGUCCCAGCUUGGUGGCGACGCGUCUGCUGAUGCUGUUGAUCCUGCCGCUGCCUCCACCUCCGCUGCUUCCGCCGCGGGUGGUGAUUCCUCGAGUUCGGAUGAUGAUGGUGUUGCUGGCAUGUUUAAUGCUCUAGUGUCCAAGGACGUACUGUAUCCUAGCAUCCAAGAACUGUGUGACAAGUACCCCGAGUGGCUGGCUACCCGUGGAAAGGACUUGGAGGCCAAGGACCGUGGUCGUUAUGAGCACCAGCAUUCGUUGCUUUGCCGCGCCCGUGUGAUCUUCGACGAUCCCAAGCAGACCGGCAAUGACGAGGCACAGCAGGUCUUCGUUGUCCUUACCCAGAUGGCGGAGACUGGCCCACCACCACGGGACCUUGUCGAGGAACUUGGGUUGGAACUUGGGGAAGAUGAUCAGCCAAAAUUACCGGGUGACUUGGCCAAUCUUUUGAACGCCAGCGGCUCGUGUAGCGUCAUGUGA